Messenger RNA from Trametes versicolor FP-101664 SS1, 756 nucleotides. Its product is annotated as HET-domain-containing protein. The transcript has a single exon. The record is from RefSeq and is a predicted model, not a curated record. NCBI's taxonomy places the organism in Eukaryota, Fungi, Basidiomycota, Agaricomycetes, Polyporales, Polyporaceae. The annotation marks the transcript as partial.
AUGUGGCUGCUCAGUACCGAUCGCGCUGAGCUCACGUACUUCAAUGAACCUCCUGCCAAAUAUGCGAUCCUUUCCCACGUCUGGGGCCAGCACGAGCAGUCCUUCCAGGACAUCCAGGCACUACGCGACUUAUGUUCCUUGGACGACGGUAAAACGCCGCGCUCCUGCGCGUCCGCAAAGAUUCGGGCGUGUUGCAUGUACGCUGAAGCGGAUGGCUACGAAUGGCUGUGGAUCGAUACUUGUUGCAUCGACAAGACCAGCAGCGCCGAGCUAUCCGAGGCCAUCAACUCCAUGUACGACUGGUAUUCGCGCGCAUCUGCGUGCUACGCGUAUCUGGCAGACGUUCCAACGGACGAAGAUCCCGCAGCGCCGGACUCGGCGUUCCGCCAGAGCAUCUGGUUCCGACGCAGCUGGACCCUCCAGGAGCUCAUUGCCCCGCAGGAGGUCGUCUUCCUCUCCAAGGACUGGGAGACACUCGGGAACAAGUACCUGUGGCCGGGCCUCCUGCAAGAGAUCACGGGCAUCGAGGCGGAGGUGCUCACCUUCCUCAAGCCGCUCUCGUCGAUCCCGAUCGCCCUCCGCAUGCGCUGGGCGGCAGGCAGGCAAACCACACGGAUCGAAGACGAGGCGUACGCGCUCAUGGGCAUCUUUGGCGUGAACAUGCCGACCAUCUACGGGGAGGGGAGGCGCGCGUUCCGGCGGCUGCAGGAGGAGAUCAUGAGGCAGACCCCAGACCAGACACUGUUCUUGUGGGGC